AUGGGCUCCGUCUGCGGCAAGGAGGACAAGGGGGACAACUUCACCUCCCCCGGCCGCCCCCUCGGCACAGCGCCCCCGCCCCAGCCAAAGACCGCACCCAUCCCCGCCAGAGUCGGCGGUCCCCCGCGAACCCUCGGCGGCGGCAGCAGCGGCGGCGCGUCCGGACAACAGUCCGCCGACGCGGCCGAAGCGCGGCGCAAGGCCGCAGAAGCAGCAGAGAAUCUACGACAGGCCCGAGCAAAAGCUGCGAGCAAGUCGACAGGCAAACUGUCCUCGCAACUCAAUGCGCAAAAGAAGCAGACCCAGGCCGACCUGCUCAAGGACGCCAGCGCCCAGCAGCUGAGACAGCGGGACGCCGAUGCCGCCGCGGAGGCGAGGACGUACAACUAG
This is a messenger RNA of Colletotrichum spaethianum, 390 nucleotides long. RefSeq lists its product as uncharacterized. The transcript has 2 exons. Lineage: Eukaryota; Fungi; Ascomycota; Sordariomycetes; Glomerellales; Glomerellaceae. The record is from RefSeq and is a predicted model, not a curated record. The coding region runs from base 1 to 390 and encodes 129 amino acids.